Molecule: messenger RNA, 2221 nt
Organism: Ostrea edulis (European flat oyster)
Lineage: Eukaryota; Metazoa; Mollusca; Bivalvia; Ostreida; Ostreidae
Product: kelch domain-containing protein 1-like
Exons: 8
Coding region: 39-1112 (357 amino acids)
Molecular function (GO): protein binding
Source: RefSeq, a predicted model, not a curated record
AUUAUCGCGGGAAAAACCCUCCACACUACGAAGGUACAAUGGAAGUAACUUGGAAUAAACUAGAAUCAGACAAUUCCUUAAGUCCACGAGAAGGACAAUGUUCCUGUGUAACGGAAGAUUCUAUGUACUUGUUUGGUGGUGUUUUACAUACAGAAGAGCUUACUGAAUCAAACGACCUCAUCAGAUUUUCAUUUGGAACAAAGAGAUGGGAGAAGGUGACGUCUGUUGGAGAAUUGCCUGCACCCCGUACUGGUGGCAGUCUGGUGGCUGUAGAUAACUGCCUCUACUUGUUUGGGGGACUGAGUCAUUCGACUGGAUGGUUUAAUGACCUGUUCAUGUUUGAUACAAAUACUAACAGGUGGUCAGCUGUUGAAGCGGAGGGGACAGCUCCAGGUCCUCGUGACAAACUACAGGCAGUUGCCAUGGGGCAUUGGCUGUAUUUCUUUGGUGGGUUUGGUCCAAAAUCUACAGAUAUGGAUGACGACGAUGAUGAAGAGUGGGAAGAUGAAGAAAAUGAAGACUUGCCAUCGGACCAAGAGGGAGCAGAGUUUGGCUGGUUUAAUGACCUUCAUGUCUUUGAUACAGUAAAUAAGAAAUGGUCUCAACCAAUGCAGAUGAACCUCGGAGUACCGACUGCUCGAGCUGCACAUGUGAUGUGUGCUGUAGACAAACUAUUGGUCAUAUUCGGAGGAAGGGACAUAGAAUCUCGACAGAGUGAUGUACACAUAUUUAACACAGAAACAAGGAAAUGGGACAUGGAGAUGAAGGUGCAAGGACAAAAGCCUGAACCAAGGUCAUUUCAUUCUGCCGUUUCCAUUGGUAACAAACUGGUUGUUGUAGGAGGAAGAGGAAAAGAGAACCAGCAUUUCGCUGAUGUCCACAUGUUUAACUGUGAAUCAAAAUCCUGGAGCCAAGUGAAGCAGAACGGGGCAGUUCCUGAGGGGAGGAGCCAGCAUUCCCUCGGGGUGGUAGGGGACAAAGUGAUUAUGUACGGGGGAACCACAGAUUUCAGUCCCGAGAUCAAUGCAUGCCAGAAGUUCUUCACAGACACGCACAUAUUCAAUGCAGGUGAUAUAACCAAACCACAAUUACAGAAUGGAAACCAUUCAUAGCAGCAUCUUUCAGUCACCUGAAGAGGAAAUGUCUGGAACUGACGAUACAAGAGAGCAGUUAAGUGCUGAUGAAUACUCCAAAAUGACUGAACAUAGUGCAGGGUGUGGCGAUUUGAAAUUACAGUGUUAUUUGCAUUAAAGAAAUUUGAAAUUUGUUUGAAGGUGCAUAUACUCCAAGGUUUAUGUUCGAUUCUAGUAAAUAUGAUACUGCAGUAUUCUAGGAAUAAAAUGAAACAAAAACUAUUUAAUAUGCUAAUACAAAAAAUGUGGUUGCAGAGUAUUGAAUGCUCACCAACGUGACUGUCUUAUUAGCAUACCACAUGCUAUUUUGUAUCUGCAUAUCUAACUACCUUACAGUGUUUUACACAUGAUCUAGCAUAAUGCAUUUAGUCUGAAAGGUCCAUAUUCUUUUAUCUACGGUUCAUGAAUUCGAUUUCAAAACUUAUUGACGCCAUUGUUUUCUGUGAAAAAAAGCACACAUAAUGCAUGCAUACAUUAUGCAAAUAUGGCUAACUGAAGAUGUUGGAGAGUUGAAUUGGUCAAGAUUUCGACAUGUUCCUUUCAUCUGGAGUGAAAUUGCAUAGUUUAUGUUGCAUAAGUUAUUAUAUAUAUGUAGAGAUAUAUUGUCGGUAUAGAUACAUUUACUAUGUUAGUUCAGAGGUGGAUCCAGACAUUUUUGAAAGGGAGGGGGGUUUCUACCAUUAAUUUGUUUUCCAAGGGUGGGGGGUCCACUCUCAAAAUGUGUUAUUUUUACCCCCCCUUUUUUUUUUUUAGCAAAAUUGUCUGGGGGGGGGGGGGGGGGGGGGGUCCAACCCCUGGAACACCUCCCUUCUGGAUCUGCCACUGUAGUUUAUAAACAGAUAAUGUAAAAUAUCUUCAUUAUUACGUGCAGUACGUAUGUUCCUCUAACUGUGUUUUUUAUUAAGUAUGACAGUCUGCAUCAAGUGAUGUUUUUUAAUGUAUUGCAUAGCAUCAUUAUUUACACCUGUGUAUGUUUUAUAUCUGUGUACCAUAAUUUUUUUUUAGAUCAUACAUUUUUAAUUACUCAACACUUUAAAAUGAAAGUUUUUGUGUCAUCUGCAGUAAAAUAAUAAAAAGAAAUGAAUUAA